Messenger RNA from Pogona vitticeps (central bearded dragon), 690 nucleotides. Lineage: Eukaryota; Metazoa; Chordata; Lepidosauria; Squamata; Agamidae. The record is from RefSeq and is a predicted model, not a curated record.
AUGAGGCGGAGGAAAGAGAGGCCAAGGGCGGGGCUGGCCUCUGAGGGGAGCCUGGCUGCGCAGCGGUUCCGGAGGCUUCCCGGCUCGCAAGCGCUCUUGCUGGCGCCGCUCCUUCAGCCCGCGGGACCGGAGGCCUCUCGGAGCAGCGCUUGGAAAGACACCUCUUGUUCUCCCAUCAUCCCAGAUAAAGGUUCAGAUUCUCCAGGGAGAUAUGAUGAAUCAAGCAUUACAACUGACUGGCAAAAGAAAUUGACCCCAGAGCCAUUCUUGGAAGAUAAGCAACAAUCAGAGGGAAAUCGCAGCACCUGUUUAGAAUGUUGGCAUAUCUCUUUGAAGACUUUUAGUGGGAUCCAUCUGUCUAGCAUAAAGCCUGGAAUGUUCCACUGUGUAUGUUGCAAUGCCCCAUUAUUCAGUAAUAAAUUCAGAAGCAAGGGCAACUUGCAUGCAACUCAGAAUCGAAGUACGAUUCAGAACACGGUGGCUAUCCUUUUCAGAAGCCUAGGGAUAUGCAGCACAGAUGAAAGCAAUAUUAGUAUCUUGAGACGGUCUAAUAAUUCAUGAUCCAGCCACACAGAAGUCAUUUGCAAAAAGUGUGAUGCCCAUCUGGGCCAUGUGCUCAAUGAUGGUCCCAAGCCAUCUGGGCAGAGGUUCUGCAUCAACAGCGUUUCAUUAACAUUUAUACCAAACUGA